AUGUCGGCGGCCGCUGAUCCGAGCGCGCCGAACCUCAAUCUCUCACCCGAAGAGAAGCGCAUCUAUGGCCAGCUCUUCCGCCAGGCCGACACCGAUAGCGUGGGCGUCGUUACCGGCGAGAUAGCUGUCAAGUUUUUUGAAAAGACACGACUGGACUCGCGUAUCCUAGGAGAGAUAUGGCAGAUCGCCGACAAGGAGAACCGCGGCUUCCUCACUCCCGCUGGAUUUGGCGUUGUCCUUCGCCUCAUUGGCCAUGCUCAGGCUGGACGAGAGCCCACGCCAGAGCUGGCUCUCCAGCAAGGCCCAAUCCCCCGCUUCGAAGGCAUCUGGCCGGCCACUUCCCCAUCGCAGACGCCUAUCCAACCCCAAGUCUCCGGUGGCAUUCGAGUUCCUCCCUUGACUCCUGACAAGGUUGCCCAGUAUGCGGCCCUGUUUGAGCGUCAAAACUUGCAGGCGAACAUGCUGCCGGGCGAGCAAGCCAGAUCCAUCUUCGACAAGUCCGGCCUUCCCAACGAGAUGCUUGGCAGGAUAUGGGGGCUGGCCGAUACCGAACAGCGCGGUGCUCUAGCCCUGCCCGAAUUCGUCAUCGCCAUGCAUCUCCUUACGUCCGUCAAGACCGGUGCUCUUCGCGCACUGCCUAAUGUUCUACCUGCUGGCCUAUAUGAGGCGGCCACGCGCAGCGCAGCAGCUCCUCGACAGUCUCCAAGCAACACCGGCGGUAUCACUGCCAUCCCAAGACAGCUGAGUGGUUCCGCCCAGCAGCAGAGGACAGGAAGCCCGCUCAACCGCCCUCCGAUCGUCGCCGCUCAGGCUACCGGUGCCUCUUCGAACAACGACUGGGCCAUUACUCCGGCCGACAAGGCAAGAUUUGACCAGAUCUACCUCGAUUUCGAUAAGACAAACAAGGGAUACAUCACAGGCGAGGAGGCUGUACCUUUCCUCAGCCAGUCCAAUCUGCCCGAGGACACCCUCGCUCAGAUUUGGGACCUAGCGGACUUUGGUUCUCAGGGACGACUGACCCGCGAUGGAUUUGCGGUUGCCAUGUACUUGAUCCGCCAGCAGCGUAGCAAUCGGUCGAUUCCUCUGCCCGCCACUCUGCCUACGAGCCUCAUCCCGCCGCACUUGCGAACCCAGAGCCGUCCUGCUACCGCAGUUUCAUCAGCCUUUGAUGUAACUCCGGCUCCCACUCAAACUGUGCCAGCGCCAGCCCCACCAGCACCCAAAUCUGCUCUUGACGAUUUGUUUGGCCUCGAUUCCUCAACUCCUAGCCCGGCCCCCGCCCCGGCGCAGACAACAAUGUCUACCGGAGGAUCAAAUGCUGAUCCAUUUGCCGGUGGUACCAGCGUUCUCCACACUACAUCCUCGCCUGCUAAGCCCUCAUCCCCGGUAGGCACGACGUUUAGGCCGUUUGUGCCAUCUUCCUCCUUUGGCCGUGGCUUGGCUGUACACCCUGGAGCUGAGCAGGCGCGGCCACACACUGCCUCUGCCGCAGAGGACCUCCUAGGUGACACCGAUGAGGCAAAUAAGAACAUCUCCGACGAGACGACUGAGCUUGCCAAUCUAUCAAAUCAGAUUGGUUCUCUGACGAAGCAGACGCAAGAAGUUCAGACUAAGAGGAAUACGACUCAGCAUGAGCUGAGCCAGACUAACUCUCAAAAGCAAAACUUUGAACAGCGAUUGGCACAGCUGCGACAACUAUAUGAGAAAGAGGCUCAAGAUACCCAUGCCCUCGAAGAGAAGCUGAGACACUCGCGAGCCGAUACUAAGAAGUUGCAGGGAGAAUGUAUGACUCUAGAAGGACAGCUACGAGACAUUCAGACCCAGCACCAGCAGGUUUCGGCUGCUCUCCAGGCUGACCAGCAGGAGAAUGCCAGCUUGAGAGAGCGCAUCCGUGUGGCGAAUGCCGAAAUUGCGGAGCUCAAGCCUCAGAUUGAGAAGCUCAAGCUCGAUGCCAGACAGCAGAAGGGCCUCGUUGCCAUUAACAAGAAGCAGUUAUCUACUACAGAAGGAGAGCGCGACAAGCUCAAGGGCGAAGCCGACUCCCUAGCCAAGAACGCUGAGGACAUCUCUCGCCAGAUAGAGACGGGCUCCCCCGUGUCUACCUCAGCCCAGAUGGCCAGCCCGGCACUUUCGGCAUCCAGCGCUAACAACCCCUUCUUCAAACGCUCCGCCAGUACAGAUAUCAUGGGCGUGUUUGGACCGCCACCCCCGAGCAGGGCCUUUUCCGACAGGUCCUUUGACGAUUUGUUUGGCCCCGCCGGCCCUGUCAGCUCCAGCGGCACUCCCCCGCCAGUUGCAGCAUUCAAACAGCAAAACACGGGGCAGUCAUCAGUUAGUGUUGGAUCUUUUUCUAAUAACUCAGGGCCGACUCCCAAUGUUAGCCGCGUCCCAACGCUGAGUGCUGAACCUCCUGCUCCGCCAGAGUCCCGACAAAUAAGCUCGAGCUUCUUGCCGUUCCCCGAGCCCAACGAGUCACUGUCUUCGUCACGACAAGUGUCUCCCCCUACCUCCGCACGUGCCGAGGGCUCGGUGUCCGGCUCAUUUCCCUUCGGCGGUGUGAUUCCGAGCGCUGCAGAGCCCAAGGCUCCUGCGGCUGCUGAAGAGGAGGAGAAGCACGAUAGCACCAGCGCGACUCCCGUUCCGGCCGCUCAUGGCGAUAGCUCUCAGAAGCCAGCGGAGGGGGAAGCCCAAGAACGAACCGGCUCUUUUGACAAUACUGACCAUGCUAAGGCCAAGGCAGACUUUGACAAUGCAUUUGCCGCCUUUACCUCAGCCAAAGCACCUGGCAGCACAGACAAGGGCGCUGCUGUAAAGCCCCAGAACGCAUUCGACUCGGAAUUCCCGCCCAUUUCAGAACUUGAGCGGGAAAUAGAUGAGUCGGAUAGCGAGAGAGGCUUUGACGACGACUUUGCUCCCGCAUCACCAGAAAACAAGGCCAAGGAGAAGCAGGUCGCUCAGGAGCCAACUCCAGAGUCUAAUAAACCAGCUGCCGAAGCCCCCGAUACCACCGCUCCUUUGUCUCAACCCCAAGAAUUAACAGCCUCCCAUGUCGAAUCCGAAACUAAAAGUCCUGAACUAGCUUCUUCUCCCGCCACAAUCACCAACAACCAUUUGACUACCUCUCAGGUCUCUAAUGCUGAUGACAUCUUCGGCUCAACAACGCUUCCAGCAACUAGCCAGGCUUCGGCCGGCAAGGGCGCCUUUGAUGACCUCGAUGACGAUUUCGAGGGACUAGAAGAUGCCAAGGAAGGCUCUGCAGAUGAUGACUUUGCCAAUAUCUCUCGCUCUGGACUGGAUGACUACAACCCCAUGUUUGACAGCAGCCCCCCAGCUAGCCAAGCCAAGAGUGAGUCCACAGCCUUUGGCAAUGAGAGCAGCUUUGACUUCAUCUCAUCCAACUCAGCCGCCAGCGCCCCAGGCCAAUCUAGCAAUGGACAGCAGAAGGGAGCAGAGUCUCAUGACUGGGACGCCAUCUUCUCCGGCCUAGACUCGCCCAGUGCUGCUGCAGCACAGCCUGUACAGAGCAACAACACUGGCCCAGCGCAAGAAGAGAAUGCCGAGUCCCGCCCCCCUGCACCGGGACGGGCCCUCACAGAGGCGGGAGAGCACGAUGACCCUAUUCUGAAGAAUCUUACCAGCAUGGGAUACUCUCGCCCUGACGCCCUUGCCGCCCUGGAGCAGUAUGACUACAACUUGGAAAGAGCCGCGAACUUUCUUGCCAGCCAAUCUUAA
Messenger RNA from Trichoderma asperellum CBS 433.97, 3732 nucleotides. NCBI's taxonomy places the organism in Eukaryota, Fungi, Ascomycota, Sordariomycetes, Hypocreales, Hypocreaceae. The record is from RefSeq and is a predicted model, not a curated record.